Molecule: messenger RNA, 996 nt
Organism: Ogataea parapolymorpha DL-1
Lineage: Eukaryota; Fungi; Ascomycota; Pichiomycetes; Pichiales; Pichiaceae
Exons: 1
Coding region: 1-996 (331 amino acids)
Source: RefSeq, a predicted model, not a curated record
AUGCCAUUUGAAGAGGUUAUUCAAAAGGUUCUGGAUAAAAGCUAUUUUCAUCCACACACAUGGAAUCUCCUGCUUCAAUUCUACCCAUCGCAUACGGACGAGAUUUUGGAAUUAAUGCGGACACGUGUUUCCCUAGACAGGACGUUGUUGCUGACAUUACUGGAAAAGAGCUCCUCUUUAAACAGUGUGCUGAAUAUAAUCGAUAUCUUCAGACAGCGCCACAUGCACUUGGAUCACGAAGCCCUAGACAAGAUUCUAGUGAAGCUCGCCGUUUUCGACGAGUACAUGGUUGCCAAAUCCAUACUAGACACCAUGAUCGAAACCGCUCCAAAGCUUGCGGAAAAACCGUUUCAGGUUCAGCAUAGUAGCACCCAUGAGCCCUGGGUGCGCAAGCUUAACUUGUACGAGCACCAUGGACUUAUGACGACACGACGUCGGCGAAGAUUAGUGAGCCAGAUCGAGCUCGUCAACGAAUGGCUACCAGAUAACACUCCUCUGAUCCUUUAUCCACAAAGACCAACUCCAUUUCUGAUGCAUCAAUUUUUUGUUUUAAAUCUAAGCUCAGAUAUGAGUAUCGCGCGCAGAUCACAAAUCUGUGAUCUUCUUGAGUUGAUGAAUACAGCGAAAAUUCCAAUUCUGAACAAGACAGUGAUCCUAGUGUUGCAACGUCUUGUGGAGCUAGACCAGCUUAGGCAACAGGAAGUCGAUCUUGCUGCGCAACUGGUUGAACUUUACCAAGAAUCCAAGCGUUUCAACGCUUACUUGGAGAUCCAAGCCACAAAUCUGGCUUUCAACAGAACAGAAUUGGUGCCGUACCUGCUGGCCAAGAAAGAAAAUAAUAAUAAACUUGAUUUUGAGGUCCAGAAAGGAGCAGGCUGGAAUUCUGAUUGCUACGACCAAGUGAUUUUCCGCCUUGGCUCAAAGCUGUACCACAAGUCCGCGGACUUGAACUUUGAAUGGCUCGCCAAAUUGCUCCUCGAGCUCCACAGAGAUUAA